GUACUUACGGUUCAAAUGUUUUUCCUCUCUUUAUUUAUUGUUUCCAGUCCAAAGCAUUGACUAUGAAAUGGCAACAGAGUUGAUUCUAAAUCAACGAACCCUCUACAAACUGCAUCAAGAUAUAGAUUUUGAAUGGUAUUACAUUGACUGUAUGCGUUCACUUGAGGUAGUUAUGAUUGACAUCAAGUCUACAAAUUUGGGAAAUACCUCUUUCAUAUGCUUUGUCAAUGAUGUGCUUGGGAAUUUAGAGGACUCUUCGGUUUGUAACACGGAAACUACCACUCUUCCUGGAAAAGUAUAUCUAAGGAGAACACGAGGUCGCUUUUUUACAUUUGGAUUGAAGGCAGACAUAACAGGAAACAUGUCAUUUCAGGUGUACGUAUCGAGUAUAGAAGCACAAAAUGGUGAGCCAUGUUUUGAAAGUAUUGAAAUAGACGACAAACAGGUACCAAACACUCAGAUCACUGUUUCUUCUGGAACCACAGACCAAAUACCUACAAAUACAAACACUAUUUUUACUGGUUGGAUUCAUGAUGCUACAGAUCUUAAACCUUGGAUUUUGACCUGUGAACAUGUGGACCACUUUCCCAGUUUUUAUUUCGGCAACAAUAAGGAUACAUUACAGGCAUACAAAGACAUGGAAUUUAGAAUAUUCCCACCUGAAAGCUUUUGGAAAAGAAAUCAAGUGUUCAUUCUGCCGAGACCAAUCAAUGGAAGAUACGCAAAGUUCAAACAUUCAUUUGAAAAGCCAACAAGCAAAUCAAGAUGUUUAAAUUUCAAGUUGUUUGGCUGUAAACUGACACGUAUAACUGACAUCAGCAGCAUCGAAUCAUCUGAAAUGCUACCUCUCGAAUAUGAAUUGUUAUCUGGAGAUUCAACUGUCUUGAAUACGAAUCUUACAAGAUGUAUCGAACUUUGUAGUAUUCAGAAAAGUUGUAGUGUUGCCAGUUUUAAAACUUUGUCUAACAAAACUAUGGAAGAGGAUAACGAACAUCAUGGACCAAAUGGAUCAAUCAAACUAGUCGGAAUGUGUAAUCACUACAUGUAUAGUCCUUUUGGAUUAUGGAAAAGUAAGAAGAUUAUUGAUGAUGGACAAUGUUUCGCCAAACUACAAAACAUUGGAAUAAUGAAAUGUCAUUCCCGAGAGCUAAACGCAAAGAUGGAAAUUGUUCCCUUUGGGGGUCAUACAAUACGUAAGAAAAUAGACUCCAUUCAAUUACGUCCCUAA
This is a messenger RNA of Ruditapes philippinarum (Manila clam), 1228 nucleotides long. RefSeq lists its product as uncharacterized. Lineage: Eukaryota; Metazoa; Mollusca; Bivalvia; Venerida; Veneridae. The transcript has 10 exons. The coding region runs from base 68 to 1228 and encodes 386 amino acids. The record is from RefSeq and is a predicted model, not a curated record.